Molecule: messenger RNA, 1983 nt
Organism: Metarhizium robertsii ARSEF 23
Lineage: Eukaryota; Fungi; Ascomycota; Sordariomycetes; Hypocreales; Clavicipitaceae
Product: transposase
Exons: 3
Coding region: 1-1983 (660 amino acids)
Biological process (GO): regulation of DNA-templated transcription
Source: RefSeq, a predicted model, not a curated record
AUGACUAUCGCACCUCUGAACCCAGCCAAGAUCAUACCAGAGGAGCUGUGUACCAAUCGACUGAACCGAGACGAGCAGAUAACGCAGGCUAUAACAAAGCUGACGGUCAUUCCGACUGCGUUGGGAUUGGCUGGCCAGCUUGCACGAGCCGACCGACACCUGGCCUCUGCCCUUGCCUUAGCUCACGAAAAGGAACGUACAUGGUCUGAUGAAAGGCAUCAGCUGCAAGCACGAGCGGGGGUAUCACAACUAGCCACGGGCCCUGAUCAAUACUCUUUGCCGUCAAGCGUCCCUGGCGAGGCUGACGGACUGUCAGAACAGCAUGACUUGUCCGAUACCAGUUCGGGGUCCAAAACUGACGAAACAAUCCCAAACCCGCCAAUCCCCGGGAAUCCAGCUCCGUCUGUUAACUCCCUUCUUACUCAAGUAAACCAUUUUGCGAAAGCACAUGGAUUUGGGGUUGUCAAGGCCAACGGCAUGGUUCGACCUGGACACCGAAGUCGAUACAUUUUCCAAUGUGAUCGAUAUGGGACUCCAAGGCCUGGAAGGGGUGCUGGUCUUCGGAAGCGAAAAUCUCGAAAGUCGGGGUGCCUGUGGAAGAUUGUCGCUGAGGCCUUGCCGCAGAAUAACUUCCAAUGGACUCUGCGGCAUUUUCCAGAAGUGCAGCACCGCCAACACAACCACAGGUGUAGCGCUGAUGCCGCCGCUCACCCUGUCCAUAGGCGGCUAACUAGUCCUGUGAAGGCUACAAUUCAGUCUACCAGUCGGCGAGUGGGCAUUCGCGCACGAGAUAUUGGUGGCAUCGUCCGAGAUCACUUCCCAGAUUCAGUUUAUGUCCCGAGGGAUAUUUAUAAUGCUAGGGCCCUGAUUAAUAGAGAAAAUUUGGGUUGUUACAGUUCUACGGCUGCACUGAUCAGGUUGUUCGACGAGAAGGGGAUCCCUUACAUUGCGGAGUGGGACAGAGAUGAGCCCGACCGUCUGGUGGGGUUGGUAUGGACGUUCCCUUAUUGCCUCCGGAUGUGGAAGCGAUUCUCCGAGGUCAUUAGUUUCGACAACACAUACAACACCAACCGUUUUAAGUUGCCCCUUUUCCAAGUUACGGGGCAUACCUGCCUGGGUACUGUCUUUAACGCCGCAUUUGGGUUGAUCGACAACGAGAGGCUUGAAGGGUUCCAGUUCCUUGCUAAUGGCGUACGCACGCUGCUUAGCCGCGCCGGCAUCCGGACUCCCGAUGUUGUUAUCACCGACUUUGACAAACAGAUGAAACAGGCCCUUGGGAUUGAGUUUCCAGAAGCGCAGCAGCAGAUAUGCAUCCACCAUGUCAACUCCAAUGUAAUGCUGCAGUCCAAACGGAGGUGGGUGUAUGGAACUAGGGAUAGAGGCGCCGGCGAAGAGGAUGUUUCGGUCGAGCCCGAUGCAGACCUUGACGACCGCGAUUGGCAGGCAGUACAGGAAUCUGAAAGACAAGAAGAGCCAAUUACCCGAGACAACUCUCCGCAAUCUGUAACCCACGAUUACAACGGAGUGCUUAUGCUGUGGAGACUUGUGGUGUUUGCUGAGACGGAAGAGGAUCAUGAGAAGGCCUGGGAAUACCUCUGCAUGCAAUUCGGCGACCAGAAAGCGAUUCUUGCGUAUCUCUAUAGUACAUACAUGCCUGUGAGGGAGCAGUGGGCUCGCUGCUUCAUCCGGAAGUACCGCAACUUCGGCAUUCGAGUGACCUCUGGCACGGAGGCCAGCAACAACAAUGUCAAGAGCUAUCUCCUGAAUGGCAUGAGCCAUUUCCCAGGAUGCACAAAUUUUAUGUACGGCGAAGCUGUCCACAGCCUCUGGGCAGAUGACCGCCCGAUCAGCAUAUCGAGCACUGUUGCCAAAGGGGCCGACCACAACACGUCCUGGAACCUGCAGUCGGGAAUCCUCGUGCUUGUUUUGCAGAAGUAUAGGGACAGCUUUCGCUCAAUGCGCAUAGACGAUGCUUCGUCGUAG